Molecule: messenger RNA, 2462 nt
Organism: Closterium sp. NIES-67
Lineage: Eukaryota; Viridiplantae; Streptophyta; Zygnematophyceae; Desmidiales; Closteriaceae
Source: the annotation of a GenBank genome assembly
CUGUAGUUCGCAAAAAAUAGACACGAAGUUGGCAGACUAGCGCGCUGAAUCCCGGAAUCCACUGCACUCCCUCGCAGCUGCGUGCCGCCGCCCUCUGGCAACCGUCCCCCGCCGCUCCUUCCGAAGGAGAUUGGGAGUCUCCCGCAUCCCCGUCACCUCGCCCUCCGCACCCUCGCCUCCUCCCGCUAUCUCCACUCGCGCCUUCUUCUCUUCCCCGUCUCGCCACGCGCUCUUCACCUCCCGCCCGAGAGUUUACGCGCCUCGCUCCUGCCCCCCUCCACCGCAUUCUCGCUCCGCCUCCUCUUCCCGUUCCCCGACGUCAACCUCUCCGCGCGCCUGCUGCCUGGCGGAGCUGGUGCCUGGCCGAGCUGGUGACUGGCGGAGCUGGUGCCUGGCGGAGCUGGUGCCUGGCGGAGCUGGUGCCUGGCGGAGCUGGUGCCUGGCGGAGCUGGUGCCUGGCGGAGCUGGUGCCUGGCGGGUUGAAAGAGGAGGUGCGCAGUGCACGCGCGGCCUGCCAUGGCUCCCAACGACCAGGACCCCCCUCCGCUCCCAGUGGAGGGAGGGAGCCCAGCGCUGCCGGAGCAGGAGAGGGUAGGAGCAGCACAGAAUGGGGGGCGGUCGCUGGGGGAGGUGGAGGAGGAGGCGAGGGAGCAGCUGGGCUCGAGCGACUUGCUCAUUCUGCUCAACUGGGGGUCACCAGGGGUUGCAGAGGGGCAGCUGGCAGUCGACUUCUCCGCGCGCUUCAACCGCAAGCCCCACCCCAACAGCGCUCUCGAGCGAAUGAUGCACGCGGAGUGGCAGAGGCGCAGAGCGCGGCAGCCCUCGCUUUACAAUGGGUCCAAGUUCCGAUACGGAGGGUUCUCGCUGCAGCCGCCAUCCGCUGAAACCCUCCCGUCUGCUGCUGCGGCGCCAGAUGCACCUGAGGGAGCUUUGCAGGGCCGCCCACGUGUGUGCCUGCACCUGGGGCUCACGGACUACAAGAGCCUCAUCACCACCAACCUCUGCUCUGAUUGGCGAAGCUUCCUCGCAGCACCCCUCUCAGGCAGCGACCCGAGCAAGCGCCUCAAGACAGACGAGGGCGGGGGCAGAGAGGCAGCAGGAGGGGGCAGAGGGGAGGUGGACGGAGGUAUGGGGAGAGCAGAUGGAGGCGCGGGGGGGGGUAGCAGUAGCACUGAUGCCAGUGGGGUCGACGCCAGUGGGGUCGAUGAUGGCGGGGCAAAGGCUGAUGCGCAACAGUGCACACAAGCGGAGCCCUGUGGACACAGUGCUCCCUGUGCCACGUGCCAGCAGGCCAUAGGGCAGCGGGACGCCCACGCGUGUCAGUACAUGGGCGACGCCCUGGGCAAUGCGGCCUUGGUGGUGACGGCUGACAGGCGCUUCCUGCUGCUGCAGAGAGGCACCGCCGUGGGUGAAUUCCCAAACUGCCCUGUUUUCCCAGGGGGACACCCAGAGCCGUCCGAGGCGGGCAUUUCUGCCCCGCCACCAGCGCCGCCUGCCCACUCGCCCCCGCUGGCCCUCUGUCACUGCAUGAUGCCUCGUCCACCUCUCCCCAAGCUCCACCCUCCCCCUCUGACUCGUCCUCCCCCUCCUCCGCGCAACUGAACGCCACCAUCGCGCGGGAGAUGUUUGAGGGCAUGAAGCGAGAGGUGGAGGAGGAGACGGGCACGCCUGCUGACUCGCUGCGCGGCAUGCUGUUUCUGGGGCUGUGCCGGCGCCGCGAGAAUGUGCGCUCGCUCGCCAUGUUCCUCUGCCACUCCUCGCUGACGUCAGCGGAGGUCCUCUUGCGCUACGCCUCUGCGGAGCACAAGUUUGAGUCCACCGGCCUCAGGGCCGUGCCGCUGGUAGGGCAGGCCUCGCUGCUCGCUGAGGCUCGCUCCAUGCCAGGCUGUCACAUGGGCGGCGCUGUGUUGGCAUACUGCCACCUCGCCCUGCAUGGCUAUAUCCCUGCAAGCACAUGAGCUGCCACGGGCAGCUGGUCUCCAACACGCCCCCACAUCCAUGCCCUUGCCACGCCCUGCCAUGCGGCCACAUUCAUGCCCUUGCCACGCCCUGCCAUGCGGCCACAUUCAUACCCUUGCCACGCCCUGCCAUGCGGCCACAUUCAUACCCUUGCCACGCCCUGCCAUGCGGCCACAUUUAUGCCCUUGCCACGCCCUGCCAUGCGGCCACAUUCAUGCCCUUGCCACGCCCUGCCAUGCGGCCACAUUCAUGCCCUUGCCACGCCCUGCCAUGCGGCCACAUUCAUGCCCUUGCCACAUUCAUGCCCUUGCCACGCCCUGCCAUGCGGCCACAUUCAUGCCCUUGCCACGCCCUGCCAUGCUGCCACUUCAACCGCCCCCUGUAUGGCUACCUCGCGCAUCCAUGCGGACUGUCUUGCGGCCUCAGUGCACAUUUGUGCUGCCAUGCCAUGCUGUCACCUCACUUCUCAUCUCACGUCAUCCUUUCUUUCCGCCGCAUCAGCA